AUGACGCCCACCUCCGAAUUCGACGUCGGUGUAGAGCCUGCUGGAUCGGAGUGCCCCUUCUGCAUAAUCGCAACCGAAUACCCGCCUUAUGACCCUAUCCAGCCGCCUCAGGACGACGCAGUCCUCGACCCCAACAGGCUUCCGACGCCCGCCUACGUCGUCCUCUCGACCCCCACUCUCAUCGCCUUCCUCGACAUCCUACCGCUAUCGCGCGGUCACCUCCUCCUCUGCCCGCGCACCCACCGCCCGAAGCUUACUGAUGCCUCGCCCAACGAGUCGGCUGAGAUGGGCCGCUACCUGCGCAUUCUGUCCAGAGCCCUCACGCGCACCACGGGUGUCGAGGACUGGAACGUGGUGCAGAACAACGGCGCCGCCGCCGCCCAGGUCGUCAUGCACAUGCACUUCCACCUAAUACCCCGCCCCGAGAUCCGCGCGAGCGGCCGCUACAGCGAGAGCUUCACCAUGUUUGGCUGCGGUCGCAGAGAGGAGCUGGACGACGAGGACGCCGAGCACUUUGCCAAGGAGCUGCGGGAGAACGUGGCCGACAUCUUGAGAGAAGAUAAGCACAAGUCCAAGCUUUGA
Molecule: messenger RNA, 582 nt
Organism: Colletotrichum graminicola M1.001
Lineage: Eukaryota; Fungi; Ascomycota; Sordariomycetes; Glomerellales; Glomerellaceae
Product: HIT domain-containing protein
Exons: 1
Coding region: 1-582 (193 amino acids)
Biological process (GO): nucleotide metabolic process
Molecular function (GO): catalytic activity
Source: RefSeq, a predicted model, not a curated record